Schistosoma curassoni is the source of this 362-nucleotide messenger RNA. The record is from the annotation of a GenBank genome assembly. NCBI's taxonomy places the organism in Eukaryota, Metazoa, Platyhelminthes, Trematoda, Strigeidida, Schistosomatidae.
AUAAGAAAGUAACUGAAAUAUAUGUUCCUAAAAUAUGGAUCCGAAGUGGAACGUUAGUGGAGUAUGAAGCUCUCGGGGAUUGUCCGAAAUACGAUUCGACUGAAGCAUGUCAUGGAUCAACACCACCGAAAACAAGGUGUAUAUGGUGUGAAACAGCCAAUAUGUGCAUUACCAGAAGUGAUGAGGAUACUUAUGAAUUCAAAGUAAAUGGUUGCAAGAAUAAAAACAUCGAUACAGAUAAAACAACAUCUGAAGACACUGAGGAUGGAAUACUACUGGAAUACUUUUACUUCAAUUACCAUAUCUUACGUCGUUCCGCAUUGUUUUUAUGGUCUUUGGUAUUCGGCUAUAAUGCUACAUAA